Messenger RNA from Rhodamnia argentea, 1921 nucleotides. Its product is annotated as disease resistance protein RUN1-like. The coding region runs from base 1 to 1833 and encodes 610 amino acids. Gene Ontology annotation, biological process: defense response; signal transduction. The record is from RefSeq and is a predicted model, not a curated record. The transcript has 2 exons. Gene Ontology annotation, molecular function: ADP binding. Lineage: Eukaryota; Viridiplantae; Streptophyta; Magnoliopsida; Myrtales; Myrtaceae.
AUGCAUCUUCUUCCCAUUAAGAAACGCAAACUCAGUGAGGUUAGAAAUGCCAAAGAUGUUGAUACUGGUGGUGGAUCUGGUUCGGUGACUGCGCCGACCGGAGCUAAUUCCGGUGGAUCUAGUUCGUCUCCGACAGAGACUACUAAUGGUUCAUUUAGUUCGUCGAUCGCACCACUUGGAGACCCCUACGAUGUGUUCUUGAGCUUUAGAGGUAAGGAUACUCGACUUGGCUUCACCGAUCACCUCUACAAGGGGCUUGUCGAUGCCAGAAUCCGUACUUUCAGAGACAAUGAGGGGCUCCGCCGAGGUGAGAAGAUCGCCGAGCUCUUUGCGGCCAUCAAGAACAGUAAGUUCUUGAUCCCCAUUCUUUCUGAGAAUUAUGGUACGAGCAGUUGGUGCCUGCAUGAAUUAGUUCAAAUAAUGGAGUGCAAGAAAAAGAACGCAGAGGUUAUAGUGUUGCCUAUAUUCUACAAAGUGAAACCAUCUGACGUGGCACAUCAAAAGGGGAGGUUUGGAGAUGAAUUUCGUAAGCGUGAGAGGCGUUUGCGUAAAAGGAGGGGUUUCGACUCAACAAUAUUGGAGAAAUGGAAGGAAGCACUCGUAGAAGUCAGCUCCUUGAAAGGACACUGCGCCUCUGGGCCUGAAGGAGAGUUGGUGAAAUCGGUUGUUCGAGAAGUGUUGAGCGAGCUGAUUAGAAAGUUUGAGUUGGAUGUUCCUGAGAAUUUAGUUGGAAUUGGUAGUCAAGUGGAGGAGGUUAUGAAAUCCGUGCGUAAUAAUUCUCAUGCCACCCUAUUCGUUGGUAUCCACGGAAUGGGAGGCAUUGGUAAGACAACUAUUGCUAAAACCAUCUAUAACCAGCUCUUGAAUCAAUUUGAGUAUCGUAGCUUCAUUGCUGAUAUUAGGGAGAAAUAUAAGAAUGGCGUUGAGCGCUUGCAUAAUCAGUUGAUCCAUGAUAUGCUGAAGGAAGAAAAUCUAGUUCGUAAUAGGGAUGAAGGGAUUAAGCUCCUCUCAUCCCGCUUUAAAGAUAAGAAAGUGCUGAUUCUCCUUGAUGACGUGGAUGCUGAUUCUCACUUGGAGGAUUUGGCCGGAAAUCAUGAUUGGUUUUCUUUGGGAAGUGUGAUCAUUAUUACCACGAGAGACAAGAGUAUUCUUGACAAAGCACGUGUGGACUGUAAACAUGACCACCAUGUUUUGGAUAAGGAUAGUUCUUUGAUUCUGUUUAGUAGACAUGCGUUUCGAAAUGACGCUCCUCCUAGUGAAUUUCAGAAACUCACUAAUGAAGUUGUGUCCACUACCGGAAGGCUUCCCUUAUCUCUUAAAGUUUUAGGUUCAUUUUUGUGUGAUAAACCACAAGGAGUAUGGGAAGAUACGAUAAAACAAUUAAGAAAUGUCCCGGAUAAGGAAGUGCAAAAAAGGUUAAAGAUCGAUUACGACGCAUUAGAAGAGGGACAAAAACAGAUAUUUUUGGAUAUCGCUUGUUUUUUCAUUGACACUGACUUGAGAAUCGCAUCCUACAUGUGGGACGCUUGUGACUUUUACCCAAAGAAGGGAAUUGAAGUACUAAAAUUAAGGUCACUAAUUAAAGUUGGAGAGAAUUAUGAGCUCAAAAUGCAUGACCAAUUGCGAGAUUUUGGUCUAGAAAUCGUCCGCCAAGAAGACGAGAGGGAGCCUCGAAAUCGCAGCAGGUUAUGGGACUCAAAGGAAGUCAUGAAAGUGCUAGAGGAAGAUGAGGUAACUGUUUCUCUUCUUUUGCCCCCAUUAGUCCGCGUCCACUGUCAAAGUGAUGUUGGUCCUCCGCUUAGUGCUUGCCCUAGUGACCAGAGAACGUUCUAAUGUUAUUGUCUCCAUGCCUUUUUAUUGACGUGAUUAGAAAGUAGGAGAUCGCUCUUUCUUAAUAAGUAUUGCAGCUUAUUUGAGACUU